This is a messenger RNA of Eurytemora carolleeae, 5144 nucleotides long. RefSeq names its product autophagy-related protein 9A (gene Atg9). Bases 1386 to 3875 code for a protein of 829 amino acids. Gene Ontology annotation, biological process: protein localization to phagophore assembly site; autophagy of mitochondrion. The record is from RefSeq and is a predicted model, not a curated record. Gene Ontology annotation, cellular component: phagophore assembly site; autophagosome. The transcript has 26 exons. NCBI's taxonomy places the organism in Eukaryota, Metazoa, Arthropoda, Copepoda, Calanoida, Temoridae.
AGGAAUCCGUCUGGGGCAAUAUCUACCCAUAUCUGGUGGUGGUGGCGGUUGGGCUCACAAUAUUCCUGAUUAUAGCAAUCAUCUACUUGGUCAACAUCAUCGUAGUUGCCUGUGGGCAUAAAUCUCUCUACUACUAUGUCUGCCCAGGCCUUCCACAUCCACCGAAGAAGCCUUCAGCUCCUAGUUCUCCAUUAAAGAAUGAAGACGGCAAUACCGAUCCUCCACCACUGAAAAAUGAAGACAGCAACACCACUCCUCUUCCAUUAGAGAAUGAAGACAGGAGCACUACUCCUCUUCCUAAACAAACUGCGGUUCAUGGCCUGGCUGCUAGGGUACCGAUGCAAACAGGGCAUGGGAAGCAACUUUUGCAGACUCUAAAGCAGUAAUCUUUUAAAGUUGUUCCUGUAACCCGAUAUAAGCAUUCAUGUCUAAAAAAGUUAUCAUGACUUUUAUGUACAUAAAUCUCAUCCUUCAAUUCAGUUUAAUGAUAUUACAUUAUUUUUAUUUCAGUCUAUCUUGAUUGUAUUACAUCCGCCCAACAUUACAUCUGUUCUAUGACAAGUUGGACCUACCCGCACGUGGUAAGCAGCUUCAAGCUGCUGUUGGCCUGAUGUACUGUAGGUUGGAUACACACUUUAAAAAGUUGGUGUAUCCGACCUGCUGUAGGUCAGUUGAAAAGCUUUCUUAAGUUGGUUGCACUCUGCUAUAGGUUGGAUGCACAAUAUUUUUAGGUCGGAAGCUUAACAUCAGUAUGGUCGAAUGCAAGAAGGUCGAUUGAACAGCUUUCUUAGGUUGGUUGCACUCAAUUCUGUAGGUCGGACGCACAAUAAAUGUUUUCACCUAACAACAAAUUAAGUUGUGCAUCCGACCUACAAAAUCUGUGUCUGACAUAGAGGUGCAAGUGAAUCAUCUAUCCUUAUGGUAGCACUGUUAACUGCAUAUUGACAAUCUGCAGUUCCUGUGUUGGUCGUAUUAACUAAAUAGAUUGUACAUCCGACUUCCAGCUAUCGUAGGUCCGAAGUAUCGUAGGACGAAAAUGCCGUAGAACAGAAGUAACAAUACCUUUGAAAAUUUCUUUUGUCAAAAGUCGUCUUCGCUUGGCAAAUGUUUCAAAAUUUUGACGCGGCAAGCUCUUCGAUACUGCGCAUUAUCAGAGCUUUGUCAAAAUACAAUUUGAACGAUUCAUCUCUGAGCUGAUAAUAAUUUUGCAGCUUAGUAGCGAAUUUUUUUUCAUUUUUGAUAAUCCAUGUUAGUGAUUUACUUUUUUGUAAAAAUUUGAUGUGUUAUAUUAUGUAGCAGACCCGUCUUUGUUUGAUUUACUUUUUAUUGUAAAUUCAUCCCUUAUAUUCGUAAAGAAAAAUGUUGUAAAUUUUGCGAACCCUAAAAUGGAGGGGGUCAAAACAGACUUAGAUAAACUUCACACAACUUACCGGCCAUUCGUCGACGAAUCCAACGAGUCGGAAGAGGAUGAGGCGCCUCCAAAUUUUUCAACGGGCACCCGUAACAACACUGCUAGUCAUUCCAACAGAGUUGGGGGUGCUGAGAAUGAGACUCCGUUUGGAAAUGAUCCCGGAGUAAUGAUUCAUGUUGUCACAGAGACAGGGAAAUCUAAAUGGAGUCACAUAGACGAUCUCGACUCAUUUUUCAUCAAAGUGUAUGAAUACCAUCAGAAACAUGGAUUCUACGUAAUGAUGAUACAGGAAUAUUUGGAGCUUGUGCAGUUUAUUUUUAUAAUUAUGUUUACAGUUUUCAUGACAGAAUGUAUCGACUAUAAUCUUCUUUUUAAUAAUGAUCCAGAGAAACAGGGUAAGAAAGUUUUUAUCAGCGAAGUGAUAGUUUUGAAAGGAUUCGUAGAGAUGGCGUUCUUCGUGAAAUGCUUCAUACUGACCUCAGUAGCUUGUUGGAUAACUAGACUUAUAGUUGUCGUCUACCAUGGGUUUCAGUUCUGGGACGUCAAAUCUUUCUUUAACACUGCGCUCAAAAUAUCAGAUAAGGAUUUAGACUCAAUAACCUGGUGGGAGGUUCAGAGUCGGUUACAAGCUGCACAGUCUGAACAUAUGAUGUGUAUUCAUAAGGAGGAGUUGACGGAACUUGAUGUUCAUCACCGUAUCCUCAGGUUCAACAACUACCUUGUCUCCAUGAUAAACAAGUCCUUGCUCCCACUCAGAUUCUCUAUUCCAGUAAUCGGAGAUUACGUUUUCCUCAGUUCUGGUCUCAAGUUUAAUUUGGAGUUGAUAUUAUUCAAGUCCCCUUGGGCUCCAUAUAAUCAGUGGCAUCUACGUGAAGAAUAUAAGCGCGUUGCUAAACGGAAAGAACUAGCGGAUAUGCUGCAGAAUCGUAUUCUAAUCCUGGGAUGUAUCAACCUUAUCCUCAUGCCUUUAAUCCUUCUCUGGCAGAUCCUGUACAGUUUCUUCAGUUAUGCAGAAGUGAUAAAGCGUGAGCCAGGAAGCCUGGGUGUACGGAAGUGGGGUCUCUACGGUAGAUAUUAUCUACGUCAUCUUAAUGAACUUGAACACGAACUAUCAGCACGUUUAGCCAGAGCUUAUAAACCAGCGAGCUACUACAUGGAUAUCUUCGUCUCUCCUCUAGCAACUGUAGUAGCCAAGAAUGUAACAUUUAUGUGUGGGAGCGUCCUCGCUGUGCUUAUUCUACUCUCUGUGUGGGAUGAGGACGUCCUCAAUGUUGAACAUGUCCUUACCAUCAUGACUGCGCUAGGUGCAGCAGUUGCUGGGGCAAGAGUAUUUAUUCCAGAUGAGAAUCUUGUAUUCUGCCCUGAGAAGACCCUAACCCAAGUUAUCUCCCAUAUUCAUUAUUUCCCGGAGGACUGGAAAGGAAAUGCUCACACAUAUAAGGUUAUGACUGAGAUGGGAUUACUGUUCCCCUAUACUGCAGUCUAUCUUCUAGAUGAACUAUUCUCUCCUGUAAUUACUCCAUUAAUACUUAUCUUCCAGCUUAGGUACAAAUCUCAGGAUAUUGUCGACUUUUUCCGUAACUUUACUGUCGACGUGGUUGGGGUCGGUGACGUCUGUAGCUUUGCGCAGAUGGAUGUGCGCCGGCACGGUAACCCCGGCUGGCAGGCCGGUCAAACUAGCCAGCAGGAGAUUCAACCUGUAGCUAAAACCAACCAGUAUACUCAGGGCGAGGAUGGGAAGACAGAAAUGUCCCUGGUUCACUUCACAAUAACAAACCCAGGCUGGAAACCAAGCAUUGAGUCAGAAAAAUAUCUGACAGGGCUCAGAACUUGUGCGGAGCGUGAUGUAAACCAGUUAUCAACUCUACCAGAGCAGAGUGUUCACAGUAACCCUUUGUACGACAGCGUGUCAGCCAUGUCAGAGAUGGGCGGCAGUUACAGGGAGGUGGCAUUACGGGUUCUUCAUGGGGGGCAACAUGUCCCCUCGCCACCCCCUCAUACCGUCCCAUCACCUCCAGAUACACAGACGAGCGAGGUUCUACACGACUCCAGCGACCAGCACCAGUCUCUACGCAGCCCCUCAACCCAACUCCCUCAAACCAGUCAAAUACACAGACGAGGUGGACCCACCAUGCCCUUCUACUCCUCACAGUCGUUUUCUGAGUCUCGAUUAUUCUCCCCCUCCUUGAUGCAGUCCCGUCAACCCAUCCAGCCAUCCUUACCCUCCCUUCUACACUCAGGACUACCCCCACCUGAAAUCACAGGCCUAGAGUAUGCUGCAGCUGACAUGAGUAUGUCAGUUCUUUAUCUACAUAAUAUUCAACACAGAAAUGCACAUAAAAGACCGUCAAUAGCUGGAGCUUCUGGAUACAGGUUCCAGAUGAGAAAUAUUACAGAGGGUAGAGAUCAACAGGAACCUGUAGAACUAGAACCUCUUAUAAGAGGAUUAAGUUCAGAAAACUGACCGAGGAACAAGAUGAACUCGACCCUCAAUUGUGAAAGGUCUACCUUCAGACAAGAACAUUCAAACUGCUCAGCUCCUUUACCCUCAACCUGUCCUCGUGUGCUCCCAACCUGUCCUCCUGGGCCUCCAACUUGUCCUACUGUACCCUUAACCCGUCCUCCAAAACCCCCUGAUGUUAGGGUUCCCAGGACUAGACCGUCUUGGCUUAAUCUUAAAACUUGUAAUACUCCAGAAUUCUGGGUUUAAAGGUUCUCUCACACCGAUUUCAGGUGUCCCUUUAUCUGUAGAGUUGCAUGUCCGAUUCAUUAGAGAACCAUUGUCUUAACAAAUAAAAUGAGUUUUCCCUUUACUUCCAUCAAAAAAUUGAUUAAUUCAUUGCGUAUAUGUGCAAUAGAGAAGAGGAAGCUAAGGGGUUGUGAGAAUCUAUAUUUUAAGACGAAAAUGGACCACACCACACCUUCUCUAUCUUUAAUCUGAGAAAUGUUAAAAAGUAUAGUUGUGAAUGUAAAACUUUAAACUGAGGUUCACUUGAAAUUGCGUUAUCAGUCCCUUGAAGCAACACAUUUUUUGAGGACCUGGGAGGAAGUUGAGAAUGUUUUACCAGAAUUUAUUGGACUUUAUUUAUUGAUUUGUUUCUACAAUUGAGCAUAUUUCGAUAACGUAAUAUAUAUAUUAAUGUUAAACUCUUUCAUAAGAAAAUUUUUUUUUACUAUAAUGCUUUGAUGAAUAAAUACAAAAUACACGGAACAAAAUCAAAUAAAAGAUGAGAGCUAUUUAUUUUAAAAUAAACUUCUUUUUUACGCCUCUUUUUUCUCGUUAAAUAGAACUUGCUUGCAUCAGCCAAUAAAUAGCUUAAUAUAUCUCUAAUAUAAUAAACUUAUGUACAAUAAUUAAUCAUGUGUGCCUUUCAGUCAAGAUCCUAUUUCAAAGUUCUAAGUCAAUGCAACUUUUAGCUCAUUAUGUAUUAAUUAAAAUAACCCCUUUUUGUGAUAUUGGAACAUUUCAUAGACAAAAUAGAUUCUUCACAGAUAGGGUUAAUUAUUUUCUUUUCCCAAAACUAUCUUUCUUAAUAUAUUUUAUACAGUUAUUUUUAAAACCUAAGAAAACAAAUUUGUCAUUUUUUUAAUUCUCUUACAUAUGGAAUGACCCAACACCCAUUUGUGGAAAUUGCACAACUAUAUUUUUUUUUUUUUUUGCUGAAAACCUACAGGACAUGAUAUAAACUUUAGCUGUAGGUUGAAUGAUAAUAAUAAAAAUAGAUUAACUAUA